Anguilla rostrata (American eel) is the source of this 3258-nucleotide messenger RNA. RefSeq names its product 5'-3' exoribonuclease 2 (gene xrn2). NCBI's taxonomy places the organism in Eukaryota, Metazoa, Chordata, Actinopteri, Anguilliformes, Anguillidae. The record is from RefSeq and is a predicted model, not a curated record. Bases 157 to 3069 code for a protein of 970 amino acids. The transcript is spliced from 31 exons. Gene Ontology annotation, molecular function: zinc ion binding; 5'-3' RNA exonuclease activity; nucleic acid binding. Gene Ontology annotation, cellular component: nucleus. Gene Ontology annotation, biological process: nucleobase-containing compound metabolic process.
AGUUGAUUAACCCGGAUGUGCAUCACGCUUUUGAUAAGCGCCGCAAAGCAAGACGUGUGAACCAGAGGAGCGUAUUCGGCUUUGCUGUUUUUUAACUAAGCAGGUUUUUAAUAUAUCGUUUUUGUUUAUUGUUUCGUUGGUUGGUUUUUAUGGGAAAUGGGAGUCCCGGCAUUUUUUCGUUGGCUGAGUCGGAAGUAUUCUUCGAUUAUUGUUCAUUGUGUGGAGGAGAAGUCAAAGGAAUGCAAUGGAGUCCGUGUACCUAUUGAUACCACCAGACCAAAUCCCAAUGAAGUCGAGUUUGACAACUUGUACUUGGACAUGAAUGGAAUUAUCCACCCCUGCACACACCCCGAGGACAAGCCUGCCCCAAAAAAUGAGGAUGAAAUGAUGGUUGCUAUUUUUGAAUAUAUUGACCGCUUGUUCAAUAUUGUUCGUCCAAGAAGAGUUCUCUAUAUGGCCAUAGAUGGAGUUGCCCCUCGUGCCAAAAUGAACCAGCAGCGGUCGAGGCGAUUCCGUGCCUCUAAGGAGGGGGUGGAGCUUGUAGAAGAGAAACAGCGAAUGAGGGAAGAAGUCAUCCAGAGGGGAGGAUAUCUGCCACCUGAUGAAAUUAAGGAGAGGUUUGACAGCAAUUGCAUCACACCAGGCACAGAGUUCAUGGACAACCUGGCAAAGUGCUUGAGGUACUACGUUGCUGACAGGCUGAGCAAUGAUCCAGGGUGGCGCAACGUUACGGUCAUCUUGUCGGACGCCAGUGUUCCUGGGGAGGGAGAACAUAAAAUAAUGGACUACAUCAGGAGGCAACGAGCCCAACCGAACCACGAUCCCAACACGCACCAUUGUCUUUGUGGAGCUGACGCCGAUCUGAUAAUGCUGGGGCUGGCCACGCACGAGCCCAAUUUCACCAUCAUCCGGGAGGAGUUCAAGCCCAACAAGCCCAGGCCCUGCGCCCUGUGCGGCCAAGUGGGCCACGAGAUCAAGGAUUGCCAGGGCGUGGCCAGGGAGAAGCAGGGCGAGCACGACCAGUUCGCCGAUACCCUCCCUGCCUCGGAACAGGAGUUUAUCUUCAUUCGCCUGUGUGUUUUACGGGAGUACCUGGAGAGGGAGCUGACCAUGGCCAGUUUGCCUUUUCCGUUUGACUUCGAGAGGAGCGUCGAUGACUGGGUCUUCAUGUGCUUCUUCGUCGGCAACGACUUCCUGCCCCACUUACCGUCACUGGAGAUCAGAGAGGGUGCCAUUGAUCGGCUGGUCAACAUCUAUAAAGACGUGGUGCACAAGACUGGGGGAUACCUUACAGAGAACGGGUUUGUCAACUUGGAACGUGUCGAGCUCAUCAUGCAGGCCGUCGGGGUGGCCGAAGACAACAUCUUCAAGAAGCGCAAAGAGGACGACGAGGGUUUCAAACGGAGAAUGAAAGAGAAGAAGAAGAGGAUGAAAGCAGAGCAGCGGCCUUCUUUCAUGCCUGGGGGGCAGUUCGCUCCCCAUGCCCUGGGCGGGAGAGACAGGCCCCAGGCCGUUCAGAACGCCCGCCAUGCCGCCUUUGACAUGAGGAUGCAGGGCAGAGACCAGCAGAACAAGGACGCCGCUCAGUCUUUGAAAGCCAUGAUGAGGAACGGCAACCAGUCUUCCGCGGGGCCCAGCGGUGCUCUGGACGGGAAGGGUAUGAAGAGGAAGGCCGACGACAGCGACAGCGAGCCCGAACCCGAAGAUAACGUCAGGCUGUGGGAGGAGGGCUGGAAGCAGCGCUACUACAAGAACAAGUUUGACGUGGACGUGACAGACGAGGCGUUCCGACGCAAAGUGGUCAAGUCCUACGUGGAGGGCCUCUGCUGGGUGCUGAGGUACUACUAUCAGGGCUGUGCUUCCUGGAAGUGGUACUUCCCGUUCCAUUACGCCCCUUUCGCCUCGGACUUCAAAGACAUCAAGGACCUGUUCACCGAGUUCGAGACGGACACCAAGCCGUUCAAACCCCUGGAGCAGCUGAUGGGCGUGUUUCCUGCGGCCAGCGGCAACUUCCUGCCUGAAACGUGGCGGGUGCUCAUGAGCGACCCGGACUCCUCCAUCAUCGACUUCUACCCCGACGACUUCGCGCUCGAUCUGAACGGGAAAAAGUACGCUUGGCAAGGCGUGGCCCUGCUGCCCUUUGUGGACGAGCGCAGGCUGAGGGCCGCGCUGGAGGAAGUCUACCCCGACCUCUCCCCGGAGGAAGUCAAAAGGAACAGCCUCGGGAGCGAUGUGCUGUUCGUUGGCAAGUCGCACCCGCUCUGCGACUUCGUGCAGGAGCUGUACGGCGCAGGUUCCAGCGAGGGCACUGAGAUGCCUCCUGAACUGUGUCAUGGAAUCCAAGGUACAUUAAAUCUUGAUGAAGAGCCUAUUCUACCAGAUAAGCCUGUCGAAUCCCCCAUCCCCCUGUUGAGGGACCUGGCUCAGAACAUGGCCAUUGGAAUAAAAUUCAAGGAUCCGCAGUUUGAAGAGGGCUUUGUGUUCAAAGCUGUAGUUCUGCCAGGAGCAAAAGCCCCCACGAAGGUGCUGAAGCCAGGGGACUGGGAGAGGUCCAGCCAGGGCCCUUGGAGGCCCCAGCUGGGGUUCAACCCCAACAGGCAGCAGGCCCACCUGGACCAGUCAGGCUUCCGUGCUCUCGGCCACGCCAUGAACAGGGAUCGACCGGCGGGCGGGCAGUACAGCAACACCCCGCCUCCCAGCAACUACCGCCAGGGCCAGGGCAACUACAACCGCGGCAGCUUCCACCAGGGCAGCUACCAGCAGGGCGGCUACCACCAGCAGCAGGGCGCCCACAUGCAGCCCUACCAAAAUCCCAGGCAACCUGUCCAUCAGGCUGCACCUCCCCUCUUCAACCCACAGGCGUACCCAGGGCAGCAGUACGGGCACCAGGGCUGGGACAGGGCGAUGCAGGGCCAAGCGGGCGCCUACCUGCAGAACCAGCAGCGGGGGCACGGCGGACCGGGCGGCUACCAGCAGCAGCAGGACAGCAGCCGCGGGCAGCAGCAGGGAUACAACUCUGGAAGGAGUUACCCUUUGCCACCUCCAGCAAGAAGAUACAAUUGGAAUUAGUCUGGGCCCUGGCCUAAUGUCAGGAUGAGGGAGAAUCUGAUUUUUGUUUUUUGUGGUUUUUUUUUUCUUAUUUCCAUUUUUGUACGGUCCGCUAUCAAUUGUAUUUUUCCUCUUUUACCCAAGUCUGUUCUUAUAACAUGAUUUUUAAGCUGUAUGUGCGAAGCACCUCAAAUACAAGGGACUCCUGAA